GUGAGGUUCAGGUUUUUUCUUCAUCGCUUUUCAUUUGGAAUUGCACUUCCGGCUUUGGAUGGCUACUAUUUAAUCAUAGUUGAUUUUGAUUUCCUGGAAAUACAUUCAACUACCACUCAUUUUUUCUUUUUAAUUGAUUUUGAUUUUCUGGAAACACAUUCAACUACCACUCAUUCUUUCUUUUUAGUUGAUUUUGAUUUUCUGAAAACACAUUCAACUACCACUCAUUCUUUCUUUUUAGGUGAGGUAAGGUUCGGUUUUUUUCUUUAUCGCUCUUCGUUUGAAAUUGCACUUCCGGCUUUGGGUGGCUGCUAUUUAAUCGUAGUUGAUUUUGGCUUCCUGAAAACACAUUCAACUAUCACUCAUUCUUUCUUUUUAGGUGAAGUUCGGGUGAGGUUCAGUUUUUUUCUUCAUCGCUCUUCGUUUGGAAUUGCACUUUCAGCUUUGGAUGGCUACUAUUUAAUCAUAGUUGAUUUUGAUUUCCUGGAAACACAUUCAACUACCACUCAUUCUUUCUUUUUAGGUGAGUUUCAGUUUUUUUCUUCAUUGCUUCUUCGUUUGGAAUUGCACUUCUGGCUUUGA
Messenger RNA from Dentiscutata erythropus, 582 nucleotides. Lineage: Eukaryota; Fungi; Glomeromycota; Glomeromycetes; Diversisporales; Gigasporaceae. The record is from the annotation of a GenBank genome assembly.